Molecule: messenger RNA, 2337 nt
Organism: Brassicogethes aeneus
Lineage: Eukaryota; Metazoa; Arthropoda; Insecta; Coleoptera; Nitidulidae
Source: the annotation of a GenBank genome assembly
GUGCGCGAUGCAUUGCUCAUAAAAAUACGCGUCAAACUGUUUGACUUAAACAUCGGCUAAGUUUGUACUCCUGUAACAAAAACUGAGUCCUUGCCAUAGACUCCUUGGUAGUGGUAUUUGUUUAAAUUUUAGAAGAAAAAACGGGUUAAAAUUAAAAGUUUUAAAUUUACCGCCAUUUUAAAUAAAUGUCAAUAUUGGCAACUAACCAUUGUUGAUACGUACCAAACAGAAAUUUAUCAUUCUUUCCUUCAUGCUAUUUUAUUAGUGGGUUCUUAAUAGUUUUCUAAUUACUUAUAUUAAUAUACAAUUUAAGUGUGUUGCUAUAAAAUAUUGCAAAUAAAAAUGUCCAAAAAGGAGUAUGAGAGAAAACAACGCGAAGAUCAAGAAGCAGCUGCUCAUGUAUUUCAAGAUUUCAUUACCACUUUUCAAAGUAAUUCGACAGCACCCAAUAAAACUUUUGUUAAGUCAGGUAUUUUGUACGGAGAAAAAAAUAUUAUUGAAAGUGAAUCUGGAAAAUUGUAUAAUCCUCAACCUGUUAUUAAAUCAACUUCUAGCAGCAUAUUAAAAAACGCUGUUGAAUGUGCCAAAAUAUUAAAAGAUAAUAAAUUAGAUAGAAUUAAAAAACAUGACAAACCAAAAUCAAAUUUGGAAUUGCUUAAAGAAGAAUUAAAACUACGACAUAAAGAGCGAGACGGCCGAGUAAAACUUAAAGUUGAUAUUAAUCCACCAAUUAAUUAUCCAGACGGCGAAGAUCCGAAUUCGACCAAUUUAUUUGUAGCAAAUCUGGGUCCCCGUGUGACAGAAAAUGACCUAAUGCUUUUAUUUGGAGUUUACGGGCCUUUAGCGAGUGUAAAAAUUAUGUGGCCAAGAGGGGAAGACAAGACGAGAAGUCCUAACUGUGGAUUUGUGGCAUUUAUGAGUAGAAAAGACGCUCAAAGAGCUUUAAAUAAUCUAAAGCAUAGAGAAGAUAUGCGUGUAGGUUGGGGUAAAUUUGUAGAAGUACCUCAACACCCUAUGUAUAUCCCUAACAGCCUAUUAAAAAUGUAUUUGCCUCCCCCAGCGUCAGGAUUGCCUUUUAACGCCCAGUCAAUUAGAAAAAACAACGAAAAACCUACCAAUGUAGAUGACUUACAAGAAAUUCUUUUUAAUUCCACAGUUAAAGUAACUAUUCCCUUCGACAAAAAAGUUCUUGUUUUAGUUCAUAGAAUGGUGGAAUUCGUUGUUACCGAAGGACCAAUGUUUGAAGCCAUGAUCAUGAAUAAAGAAAUAAAUAAUCCUGAUUUUAAUUUUCUUUUUGAUUAUCAAUCACCUAUACAUAUUUACUAUAGAUGGAAACUAUAUUCAAUAAUGCAUGGCGAAAGUACAAAAAAUUGGAGCAUGAUACCUUUUAGAAUGUAUAAGGAUGGACCCAUAUGGAUUCCACCAACUGCGCCAAAUUAUUCGGAUGGAAUGCCUGAUAGUUUGUUUAUUAUGGAUAAUGUUAUAGACAGAACUCAACUUUCACAAGCACAAUUUAAUAGGCUUCAUUUUAUUUUAAGAAAUCUGACAAUAACACGUGCAAAAAUUAAUGAAGGGAUGUUAUUUUGUUUAAAUCACCCUGACGCUAUAAAUGACUCAAUAAGUUUAAUUAUUGAUUCUAUGAAAGGAACUCAUACAUCCCCAGUGAAACAAAUCGCCAGACUAUAUAUUUUAUCAGAUGUAAUUAGGAACUGUUUUACACAAAAUAUUAAACCUAAAAUACUUAAUGAAGACAUUGAUGAGAUGUUUAUUCUUUUUGAAAACUUACAUUCUACCAUGGCAAAUUUAAAAUCAGAUAUUGAUAUUAAACAUUUUAAAUCUCGCGUUUUGAAAAUAUUAUAUUGCUGGGACACAUAUAAAUAUUUUUCUUUAGGAGUUGUUAAAAAGAUGGAAAAUAAAUUUCUUUCCGUUAACUUGCCAAAUAUUCAGUCCCUUCCCGAUAUAGAUGAAGAUGCUUCCAGUACCGAUGAACCUUUAGAUGGAGCCAGCCUUUUGAAACGUUCUUUAAAAAAUAAAAACGAUAAUUGCAUUAUACCACCAAUCGUCAAUACUCGAAGUAAAACACAAAUGUUUUCAUCAGAAUGCUUUGUGGCCUCAAAAUGGGAUACAAUUGAUCCUGAAGAAGUCCAAGCUCAAGCGAUGUCGACUGAAAAAUUAUACUUUCUUGAAAUGGAGAACAAACCUGAAAAGGAUGUUAAAAAUAAGGAAAAUUCAAAAGAUGAGAUGUCCCAUACAUCAAGAGAACAUAAAAAAGGGUAUAAAGAUGAAAAACAAAGAAAAACACAUGAUCAUCAUAGAAGAAGACACAGUCGCAAAUAG